AAAUUCAACUGUUCUCCUCUCCUCUUUUUUUUCUUAGACGACAGAGAACACACGUUUCUCAAAAAAAGGAGCCAGACACCUCUUUUCUUCUUCCUCUCUGCUCCUCCUCCUCUACUGUAGGAAUCUGAGAGAGAGAGACACAAAUUCCUCUCUAUCUGGAAUCCAAUUCCUAAUCUUUCAAGAAUCAUCAGUAGCAGCAGACGGACAACCGCGCGCCUUCCUCAAUACGCUACCGUUUCGAAUCUGCGAGAAAUGGCGAAGCGUGGAUAUAAGCUGCAAGAAUUUGUGGCUCAUUCAACCAAUGUGAACUGCUUAAGUAUCGGUAAAAAGGCGUGUAGAAUGUUUAUCACCGGCGGUGAUGAUCAUAAAGUGAAUCUUUGGGCAAUUGGCAAACCCACUUCUUUAAUGAGCUUGUGUGGUCAUACAAGUCCAGUUGAAUCUGUUGCUUUUGAUACAUCAGAAGUUUUAGUGCUUGCCGGAGCUUCUAUGGGUGCAAUAAAGCUGUGGGAUUUAGAAGAAGCUAAGAUGGUUCGCACUCUUACUGGACACAGAUCCAACUGCACUGCUGUUGAAUUCCAUCCAUUUGGUGAGUUCUUUGCUUCUGGUUCCACAGACAUGAAUAUGAGGAUCUGGGAUAUCAGAAAAAAGGGCUGCAUACACACGUACAAGGGUCAUACUCAAGGAAUUAGCACUAUCAGAUUUUCUCCUGAUGGUCGUUGGGUGGUUUCCGGUGGAUGUGAUAAUGUUGUAAAGGUGUGGGAUCUUACUGCUGGAAAGCUUUUACAUGAUUUUAAGUUCCAUGAAGGACAUAUUAGAUCCAUUGAUUUCCAUCCCCUUGAGUUUCUCCUUGCUACUGGUUCAGCAGACAGAACCGUGAAAUUCUGGGAUUUGGAGACCUUCGAACUGAUUGGAUCUGCCCGACCUGAGGCUACAGGAGUGCGCUCUAUUACCUUUCAUCCUGAUGGAAGGACACUUUUUUGUGGAUUAGAUGAUAGUCUGAAGGUUUAUUCUUGGGAGCCUGUGAUUUGCCAUGAUGCUGUUGAUAUGGGAUGGUCAACACUUGGUGACCUCUGCAUUCAUGAUGGGAAACUCUUGGGCUGUUCAUUCUAUAGAAACUCUGUUGGAGUUUGGGUUGGAGAUAUAUCGUGCAUUGAGCCAUAUGGUGAUGGUUUUGUACCCAAAGAAAGUGAAUGCACAGACCAGAAAUUUAACAUCCCUGGAUGUAAUUCUUCAGAUAAAGUAGGAAGUGAUGUGAGAUCAACUUUGGGUUUCCGUUCUCCAUCUCCUGACUACGAGACAAAGGAAAUAAAGAACAUAUAUGUAGACUCUACUGGUGGAAAUCCUGUUACUUUACAAAGAGCUGGUUCCCUGAAUUCAUCAAAAGAAGUCCUCUCACUGGAUUCCAAGGAAAUGAGUGCUCCUCUAACUGAGAAGCAGAGCCCUUUAAUGGGAAUGAAUGCAAAUUUGAGUGAACAAACUUUUGACAAAUCUUUCAUUGUCCCUACCAUUGUACCUCGGGACAUUCCUGUUGAAAAAGAUUCUUCUAAUUCUGGAAAGGAAACUAUCAAGUUUACAAAAACCAAACCUGGUAUGUUGCUCAGACCAGCUCAUGUGCGGAGGCCAUCAAAUAGCAAGAAUGAUGUUGACAAGAUGUCAGUGGCUCUUGAAUCUGGAAAUUUUAGCAGUGUUACAAGUGAGAAAGGAAGUGCAAGAGAUCCCAGAUUGCAAUCCCAGAUUGUAACAGAAGAUGGAGCUCAAAAAUCCCGUGAGAAGAAAAGCCCCAGUAUCAAGGGUGUCACAGAGAAGUUUGAAAAAGUUUUAUCACCAGAAACACCUAGUCAGGGAAACUGUGACGAAUCUGUUAAAAGCAGUAAAGAGAUUGCCCCUGUUAAGAUUGUCAAUGGAGUUGCAGUGGUAUCGGGCAGGACACGUAGUCUUGUUGAGAGGUUUGAAAGAAGGGAGAAAUUAAGCAGCGAAGAUCAAGAAUUAAACACAAGUCAUCAAGCUGUGCCAGAAUCAAACAGGACCUCCACCACAGAAACAAAUACGACCCCUCCUGUCAUUUCAUCAAAUAUGACUCCUCUCAUGGUGCCUGAAACAGACAGAACUGCCACAAUAGCACCUAAAAUGAACCCUUGUUUUGUACCUGAAACAGAUAAUACAGGCUCCGCAGCAUCAAAAAUGAUUUCUAUUGCCAUACCUGAGAAGGAUAGAACAGCCACCAUAGCAACUAAAUCAAGCCCUCGUGUUAUACCUGAAACAGAUAGAAAACCCUCUAUAUCAACUAAUAUGAUGUCACGUGUUAUAUCGCAAACAGAUAGAACACCCCCUGUAGCAGCCCGUAUGACCUCUCGUGUUAUACCUGCAACUGAUCGGACACCCCCAGUAGCAACUAUUUUCACCCCUCGUGUUGUACAUGAAAGGGACAGAACACCCCCUAUUCCUACAAACACUGCCAUGCGAACUCCCCCAGUAGCAGCUGUUAUCACCCCUCGUGUUAUUCCUGAAAGGAAUAGAACACCUCCUGUUCCUACUAAUACAACCACGCUUGUUAUACCUGCAGUGGAUAGAAUACCUUCCAUAACUACUAAUUUUACCUCUCGCAUCGAAUGUGAAAUGGAUAGAGCACCCCUCAAUCUGAAUGAAGAGCCUCAAAUUUCUGGUAGGGACUCGACUUCUGCUAAUUAUAAGGAUGUUAUUGAAGAUCUGAUGCAAAGUCACGAUGUAUUCCUAAAUACCCUUAAAUCCCGCUUGACAAAGCUACAGGUGAUUCGACAUUUUUGGGAACGAAGUGACAUUAAAGGUGCUAUCAAUGCCUUGAGGAAACUGCCUGAUUAUUCUGUGCAAGCAGAUGUGAUCAGUGUUCUCAUGGACAAAAUGGAGAUUCUCAAUUUAGAUUUAUUUUCUUGCUUGCUUCCUGUGCUUGUGGGCUUGCUAGACAGCAAGAUGGAAAGGCAUGCAAAUAUCUCAUUGGAGAUGCUACUGAAGCUUGUAGCGGUUUUUGGCCCGGUAAUACAAUCAGCUGUUUCCGCUCCUCCAGUUGUUGGUGUUGAUCUUCAUGCAGAGCAAAGGCGAGAAUGCUGCAACAAGUGCUUUGCUCAGCUGCAAAAGAUCCAGCAAAUUCUUCCAGCACUAGCAAGGAGGGGCGGUUUAUUGACAAAAAGUGCUCUGGAAUUGAAUCUAGUCCUUCAACAGUCAUAGCAAAUGGUGCCGUCUAGAAUCAAUUUCAUCAGAAAAUGUUGAAAGAGUGGCCCAACUGAUACCCUGCCAGCAGAAACACAAGGAGCGUGAUACUCCUUGCAUCUGGUUUUGUCAAGCUCGCAAUUUUGUUUUGGCGCUCCCUACUUCUUGCCAUCAUAUUGGUUUUUACAACUACUACUGACGGCAUCCUACAGCUAGAGAGUUUUGUGAGGCAAAGUGGCAAACAUCCGAGUAGUAGCUUUUCUUGAAACUAUUACCGCCGAGGACAAAUUAUCUCAUCUUUCCAGCCAUGGUCCUUUCUGAACUUCGCAGGAAAUUUCACUUUGUAAUUCUUCGCCUCUAGGCAGUACUAUGUGUUCUUUUGUGCAAAUGAAUGUAAUUAGUGCCAAUUCAUAUGUAUACUCCAUUUGUUAUAUUCAAUGAAAAGCAUAAAUUUUUUUUU
This is a messenger RNA of Populus nigra (black poplar), 3643 nucleotides long. RefSeq names its product katanin p80 WD40 repeat-containing subunit B1 homolog KTN80.4. Gene Ontology annotation, cellular component: katanin complex. The transcript has 18 exons. The record is from RefSeq and is a predicted model, not a curated record. Gene Ontology annotation, biological process: microtubule depolymerization; microtubule severing. Lineage: Eukaryota; Viridiplantae; Streptophyta; Magnoliopsida; Malpighiales; Salicaceae. The coding region runs from base 253 to 3201 and encodes 982 amino acids. Gene Ontology annotation, molecular function: microtubule binding.